Molecule: messenger RNA, 3874 nt
Organism: Micropterus dolomieu (smallmouth bass)
Lineage: Eukaryota; Metazoa; Chordata; Actinopteri; Centrarchiformes; Centrarchidae
Gene: phlda1
Product: pleckstrin homology-like domain, family A, member 1
Exons: 2
Coding region: 240-707 (155 amino acids)
Biological process (GO): positive regulation of apoptotic process
Molecular function (GO): phosphatidylinositol phosphate binding
Source: RefSeq, a predicted model, not a curated record
AGGGGGCGGUGCACCUCUCCGGAACACCCCUCCUGCCCCCAAACAACUCACACACACUGUGACCAGCUGCCAGACAAGCAGACAGGCAGGCAGCCUCCUCGCUACAACCAGCACUACUCUCACCGCCGCAGUCACAGCAGCGUCUCAUGCCUUCACCUGCUCCGGGAGAGACAGCAGUCCAUCUGUCAGUCCGUCCGUGCAGCCGAGCAGCCGGGGAGGUGGAAGCCUGAAGCGUUCAGAUGAAGAUGCUGGAAAACGGGAGGAAGGUGUUCAAGGAGGGUCUGCUGGAGAAGCGGAGCGACGGGCUGCUGCAGCUUUGGAAGAAGAAGCACUGCGUCCUGACCGAGGACGGCGUGCUGCUGCUGCCGCCCAAGCAGCACGACCAGCCGCAGCACCACCAGCCGCACCACGGCGGCGGGGACGCGGGCAAAGUCAAGGAGCUGCACUUCGCCAACAUGAAGACGGUGGACUGCGUGGAGCGGAAGGGCAAGUACGUGUACUUCACGGUGGUGAUGACCGAGGGGAAGGAGAUCGACUUCAGGUGCCCGCAGGACGAGGGCUGGAACGCGGAGAUCACCUUGCAGAUGGUCCAGUACAAGAACCGGCAGGCGAUCCUGGCCGUCAAGUCCACCCGGCAGAAGCAGCAGCUGCUGGUCGUGCAGAUGCCCGGCCAGAAGACCGUCCGCAGCUCGCCUAAUGUUGCGUGACCUGCGGCGUGUCCCGCGGACAUUGUUGCGCCAUUAGCGGUUAAUUGGACACUCAGCUGGAGGAUUAUUAUCUCCCCCUGCCACUUCAGCGCCAAGCUCCACUCUCCAGGAGAACCCCUCAUCCAUGUAGUGGUUUCCACACACCAGUGGCCCCGGUCCCCUUUUCAAUACAAAGACUUAUUUCACAAAAGACUGAUCAACAAAAAGCAUGUGAGAAAACAGGUGUAUUCUACCGUGCGAUGGGUUUAUCCCUUAUUUAUUAUAUGUGUAUAUAUAUUUUCUAUGAAAAAUGUUAUGAUGUUGAUGAAUGUUCAGUGUGGUUGUUGCUAGAGAGGAACCAGAAAUACUCGCUUGGAGGUUCAUAGCCCACGUUACACACAAAGUCCUUUGGGAAUAUGCUUACAUAGUUAUCUUAGGAUGGUUGCUGUAGAUUAGUCAAAUCAGUUCUUUACUGGUAAAAUGUGUCAUUGUCCAUGUUUUCGUUUUUUAACUGAACCAAAGAAUCAUUUCUCUCUCUAGUGCAGUGUUACAACUCAGAAUAUACUAUACUAAAAUACUAUAGAUAUGAUGAGAUACCUGCAUGACCUAUAUCUAAUUUAUUUGAUAGCUUUUAUUAUUAGCUACAGUACAUCUUCGUAUUUUCAUUGUAUACAAGAAUCAUUUCCAUCAUUUUAUUUGACUGCUUUUAUCGAUACAAAAGCUAUCCUUUGUUUUCUUGUGAGUCUUAAAUCUGAGUAAGAUACUAGCUUUCCACUCAGUUUGUUUUCAGUGGUUACAGAGACAAGCUUAUUCAUUUAAUAAGUCAGUAACAUGCACAGUGGAGGUUUUGUGAAAUUGAUAAUUCUCAGGAGCUGAACUGCUCUAAACAAAAUUUAAUUGGUUGCAUUCAAUCUUAGUGGGUGGGGACAAAUUACCACUGUUCUGGCUUGGUAAGUUCUGUCUGAGACUAAAAAGGAAACAAAUGCUUCUUCAAUUUGAUAACCAAAAACAAGGAGGAAAAGUACCUUUGACAUUUUCAAAUCUGUGGAAAUUCAGAGGCUUCCUCUGUGUUCAAACGUCUUGGUCAUAACAGGAGAAGCUAUUGUAGCCUGUCAGCUGUCAAACCAUCCAUCUACUUUUAUUUGGCCCUCCACCUGCUCCACAAAAGAGGCACGUUUGUAGACAACUAUGACAGGAGUCAAUGGUUUAAUUAGGUCUAUUGAAUAAACUGUGUGAACUUAUUGCCCUGUUAGAGAUUGUGCCAACUAGCUUCCGUACUGUCAGUUAGCAAGCUAGCUAGCUUGUCAGUAACAAAAGAUCUAUUAUGACUGACCAGUACCAGCAUGUUCCCUAUAAAAUGUACUUGUUUUAAAGACAUUUUGUGGUGUACUGGAGAAAGACUUCCUGGUCCAACGUGUGUCACAUGACCUACAGUUAACUGGGCCACUCAGCUAAAAUCACAUGUCAACGUAGUGCUGCUACAAGGUCCUGUUAUUGCUCUCAAGGUUUGAAAGCUGUCAUGUGUAAGAUUAUCUUCUCCAAUCGUUGCUCAUUGUCCUUGGCUACAAAAUUGUGACAGAUUUUGUAUACAAAAUAAACCCGUUUGAAGCUAGUUAGCUAGCUGCUGACUUUCCAGUAUAAACAAAUGUUUUUGAAAUGUCCUUGGCAAUGCAAGCUUACCAACUAGCUAAAUUAAGCUAAAACAGACUCUCUUUUUUCCCACCAGCUUUCUGCCAACUCUGCUUCUGAUUGGCAAGUACUUGUUGCCUUCGUUGGUUAAGUUGGUUAGGGGAAAGGGGUUAGCCAAUCAGAGACAGCGUAUGGGACAUGACUUGACCAUUGACUGUAUUAAAGUGGACGUAGUCACUUAUCGGUUUGUGGACUGCCGUUUUGAAGCCUAGAUUUUGGCAUUAUGGCCGUCACCAUAUUAAUUUUUUGCAACCAGCGGCAUCGGACGUAAUCAUAUAUGGACAAUUCUGUGGAGCUAGCCACCUUGGUUAGCAAGGUGCAUCUGUAAUUCACGUUGUCUGUGAUUUGAUGCAAAUUUUGGCUAUUGAAAAACAGGCUAAAAAUGUAGGCCUGCUCACCAGAGAAAAUAAACCGCCGACUCUUAAUAAGCUUUUUCAAUGGCGCUGGUUAAAUGUAAAUAGUGCAGCGGAUACGAGUCACUUUAGCCUGAUUUACAGGUCGCCAUGGUAGCUACUUGUCAAUCAAAAGGUAGUCCCGUCCAAAGCAUCCCCUACUUUAUAGUCUAUUUUCUCUCUAAAUGGGAGCAUAUUUACUAAAUGAACAUCAUACUUUAUUGAAGAUGACUUGAUAACAGCGACUAAACUAUAAACUCAUUAUGAAAAUGUUUAUUAAGGUAAUAAAACAAGUGGGAAGUAGGGGCAUUUUACCAUUAUUUCUAAUGGAACCGGACUUCUUUUUGCAACCAGUGGAGUGACCCCCUGCUGGCUGUUAGAGAGAAUGCAGGUUUUAGGACUUCCGCAUUGGCUACACUUUUCGGACCCAGACGUUCCCCCUUGGGCCUGACAAAAAAAUGGCAGGAGUUGUUGGAAAGCUGGUAGGAAAAAAAAUGACACAUUUGGCUCCACCCACUUUACCACAGCCAAUCAUAUUAUUUCUGUCUCUAUAGCAGGUCUGCCCCCCAGAGAAAUGUUCAUAAAACUAUAUCUCUAGUCUGCAGUUUUAAUACUGCAAGGCAUGCAAUGUUUUUCAUGACAAAAAGAACAGACUGAACAGUGUGAUUGUUUUGAAAGUUAUAAAGAUGGCGAUACACAGGGAAACAUCACGUGUUAAUGUGUCAACUAACGGUCUCUGAAAUUGCAUCAGUAUAGCUUUUUUUCAUGAUAGAGGGAUGUCUUGCCGUCACAAAACAUUUUAUUUCACUAUGGCCCAUGCUGUUUCCUGUUUGCUGGAAGUGUUUCCCUCUGCACCCCCCUCUUGCCAGUGUUUCACCGCUGAACCAACACAUGCCUCCUUGUUGUUGUCAUCUCCCACACAGGGUAAUAGCUGUGCCCUUUAUCUAAUGCGACGGGUGUGAUGCUUCUCUGACAUGCCUUCCUGUUGCCAUCAUUAUACACAGUUAUAGCUGUGCCCUUUGUAGCCACUGUCCAAUUUCUUAUUUCAACGUGAGAUCUAUUUUCAUACUUUGAAAAGAUACAUUCCAUUAAAGAAAACAAAAACAG